This is a messenger RNA of Phragmites australis (common reed), 693 nucleotides long. Its product is annotated as protein TIFY 11e-like. NCBI's taxonomy places the organism in Eukaryota, Viridiplantae, Streptophyta, Magnoliopsida, Poales, Poaceae. Bases 129 to 614 code for a protein of 161 amino acids. The transcript has a single exon. Gene Ontology annotation, biological process: regulation of defense response; regulation of jasmonic acid mediated signaling pathway; response to wounding. Gene Ontology annotation, cellular component: nucleus. The record is from RefSeq and is a predicted model, not a curated record.
CAAGCUUCUGAGUCGUCGACCGAUCCCGGCCAACUCCAAACUUCCGAAGCCAUCCGUCAGAUUUAUUCCAACGCAAAGAGAAAGUAGCUCGCUCGCUCGCUUACUGCACAAGGGAGGGAGGGCCAAGAAUGGCAACGGCGGAGAGCAUCAAGGGCCGCGGCCGGUUCGCGGCGGCGUGCGGCGUGCUCAGCCGGUACGUCAAGGCGGCCGAGAGGGCGGCGGCGACGGAGGCGCGGCCGCCGGCGGUCCUCCCUCUCAUGCCAGGCGCGGACGUGUCCGUGCAAGAAGAGCAGGAGGCGAGGCCGGAGCCGGCGCCGGCCCCGCAGCUGACCAUCCUCUACGGUGGGCUGGUUCUGGUGCUCGACGAGGUCCCGGCCGACAGGGCGGCCGAGCUGCUCCGUCUCGCGGCCGCAGCGCAAGGCGGGGCCCGGGCCCGGCACGGGCAGGUGGUGCCGGUGGCGGAGGAUGACCUGCCGAUGGCGAGGAAGGCGUCGUUGCAGCGGUUCAUGGAGAAGCGCAAGGGCCGGGUCGCCGCGCGCGGGGCGCCCUACAGCAGGCCGGACGGCGCCGGCGCCGGCGCGGCGUGCCCUGACCGUCUCACGCUCGCGCUCUGAGUUCUGAUUCAUGUAUAGCAUAGCGAGAGAAACUUGUGUUUGUUACUAUAAAUAAAUAAAUCGAAGCCAGAUUAUAUUA